Linum trigynum is the source of this 3081-nucleotide messenger RNA. The record is from the annotation of a GenBank genome assembly. Lineage: Eukaryota; Viridiplantae; Streptophyta; Magnoliopsida; Malpighiales; Linaceae.
AUGGAGAAGAAGACUGAGCUUAGAAUGAGCCCAUGGUUGUUCUCCGCUGCUCUUUUUUGCACGAUUCUGCUAUCGAUUCCAUGUGGGGAAUCCAAAUUCAUGGUUUACAACACUUCACAAGGAAUAGUUCCUGGGAAGCUUAAUGUUCACCUGGUUCCCCAUACCCACGACGAUGUUGGGUGGUUGAAGACCGUUGACCAGUACUAUGUUGGCUCCAACAAUUCCAUCCAGGGUGCCUGCGUGCAGAACGUUUUGGAUUCUCUGAUUCCGGCAUUGCUGGCUGAUAAGAAUCGCAAGUUCAUCUACGUUGAAAUCGCAUUUUUCGAAAGAUGGUGGAACGAGCAGAGUGAAACAAUGAAGCACGUAGUCAAGCAGCUUGUGUCGUCGGGGCAGCUAGAAUUCAUAAAUGGGGGGAUGUGCAUGCAUGAUGAGGCGGUGACCCAUUACAUUGACAUGGUUGACCAAACGACUCUUGGACACAGGUUCAUCAAAAGGGAAUUUGGUGUGACACCAAGGAUUGGUUGGCAAAUCGACCCUUUUGGACAUUCUGCAGUCCAGGCAUACUUGCUGGGAGCUGAGGUUGGUUUCGACUCCUUUUUCUUUGGCCGGAUAGAUUACCAGGACAGGGAAAAACGUAAGGAUGAGAAGAGUCUGGAAACGGUGUGGCAGGGUUCCAAGAGCCUUCCUGCAUCAAAGAUUUUUGCUGGUGCAUUCCCAGAACACUACGAGCCUCCCCCUGGUGAUUUCUACUUUGAAGUUAAUGAUCCCUCCCCUGUAGUUCAGGAUGACAUUAAUUUGUUUGAUUAUAAUGUUCCGGAUCGAGUAAAUGACUUCGUUGCUGCUGCCAUAAUGCAGGCGAACGUUACUCGAGGAAAUCAUGUUAUGUUUACGAUGGGAACAGAUUUCAAGUAUCAGUAUGCAAACUCUUGGUUUCGCCAGAUGGACAAGCUGAUUCACUAUGUGAACAUGGAUGGACGUGUAAAUGUUCUCUACUCUACCCCAUCCAUAUAUACUGAUGCCAAACAUUCUGAAAACAAGGCAUGGCCACUAAAGACCGAAGACUUUUUCCCCUAUGCAGACCGUGCAAAUGGUUUCUGGACAGGAUACUUUACGAGUCGACCAGCCUUGAAGCGCUAUGUCAGAGUGAUGAGUGGCUAUUACUUGGCGGCAAGGCAACUAGAAUUUUUCAAAGGUAAGAGUAAGCUUGGGCCAAAGACCGACUUAUUGGCAGAUGCACUGGCAAUUGCCCAGCAUCAUGAUGCUGUUGCUGGGACAGAAAAGCAACAUGUAGCUGAUGAUUAUGCUACACGGCUUGCAAUUGGGUACAAAGAGGCAGAAAAGGUUGUUGCAACUUCACUCAGUUGCUUGUCCGAGUCCCAAUCUCAUGCAGGAUGUCAGAGCCCAAGCAUUAAAUUUGAACAGUGCCCCCUUCUGAAUAUAAGUUACUGCCCUGCAUCCGAGAACACCCCUCUUGGAAAGAAGUUGGUGGUUGUGGUCUACAAUUCUCUUGGCUGGUUAAGGGAUGAAGUGAUCAAAAUUCCGGUUACUAGUGAUAACGUAGUUGUGCAUGAUCCCGAGGGAAAAGAAGUGGACGCUCAACUCAUUCCUCUGGUGGAUGCCUAUAUAAGCUUGAGGAACUUCCAUGUUCAGGCAUACCUUGGUACAGCACCAGCAAAAACACCUAAAUAUUGGCUUGCAUUCAGGGUCUCUGUCCCACCUUUUGGUUUCAGCACAUACACAAUCUCCAACACCAAAACUGAAGAUGCUCACUCAACUAAUCCAUUUGUAUACAAAUCCAAAAGAAGCCUGAAAUCCGCAACUGAACUGGGGCAGGGAAAUUUGAAACUUAGUCGUUCAGCUUUUGGUGGGAAGCCAACUAGUUACACUAAUAGUAGGAGCUCAGUGAAGGAGCAGGUCUAUCAGACCUUUAGUUUCUACGGUGGAUAUAAUGGAACCAACGACAAAAGCCCUCAAAAUGGCGGGGCGUACAUCUUUCGACCAAAUGGGACAUAUCCCUUAGAACCUGAGAAGCAGGUUCCGUUGGCCGUCAUUCGUGGGCCGGUAGUAGAGGAAAUUCACGAACAGAUCAAUCAAUGGAUAUAUCAGGUUACCAGACUAUACAAAGGAAAUGAGCAUGUCGAAGUGGAGUUUAUAGUCGGCCCUGUACCCAUUGAUGAUGGAAUUGGGAAAGAAGUUGUAACUCAGAUAACAACUUCCAUGAAAACCAAUGGAACAUUCUACACAGACUCAAAUGGACGUGACUUUAUCAAAAGGAUUCGUGAUUAUAGAACAGAUUGGAACCUGCAAGUGACUGAACCAGUUGCUGGAAAUUAUUAUCCGCUUAAUCUGGGAAUUUAUGCCAAAGACGACAAAAAAGAACUUUCAGUUCUUGUGGAUCGAGCUCUUGGAGGAGGUAGCAUAAAGGAUGGGCAAAUAGAACUGCUACUCCAUAGGAGACUUCUACUCGAUGAUUCCAGAGGUGUUGCUGAGGCACUUAAUGAAACAGUUUGCAUUCAUAACAAGUGCAUGGGAUUAACGAUCCAAGGAAAAUACUAUUACCGAAUUGACCCCGUAGGAGAAGGUGCUAAGUGGCGCCGAUCAUUUGGCCAGCAGAUAUAUUCACCUUUGCUGCUAGCCUUUGCAGAAGAGGAUGGAGAUAAGUCAAACUCUCACUUAGCCACCUUUUCGGGCUUUGCCCCCUCCUACAGUUUACCUGAUAAUGUUGCCAUCAUAACCCUCCAGGAACUAGAUGAUGGGACGGUGCUUCUUCGAUUAGCCCAUCUAUACGAGGUUGGAGAGGACAAGGAUCUUUCAGUCAAGACAACUGUAGAACUAAUGAAAUUAUUCCCGGGAAAGAAGAUAGGGCAGGUGGUCGAAACGAGCUUGUCUGCCAACCAAGAAAGGUCGGAGAUGGAGAAGAGGAGGCUUGUGUGGAAAGCGGAGGCAUCAUCAUCAGAUGGAACUGCGAGAAGGGGCAGGCCGAUCGAUUAUACGAAGCUGGAGGUGGAGUUGCUGCCUAUGGAAAUUCGGACCUUUCUCAUUGACAUGGUUGCAGAUACCCUGAAGGCCACGGUUCUAUGA